Messenger RNA from Onychostruthus taczanowskii (white-rumped snowfinch), 8792 nucleotides. It is a transcript of the gene GXYLT1, whose product is annotated as glucoside xylosyltransferase 1. The record is from RefSeq and is a predicted model, not a curated record. The transcript is spliced from 8 exons. NCBI's taxonomy places the organism in Eukaryota, Metazoa, Chordata, Aves, Passeriformes, Passeridae. Bases 182 to 1246 code for a protein of 354 amino acids. Gene Ontology annotation, biological process: protein O-linked glycosylation via N-acetylgalactosamine. Gene Ontology annotation, molecular function: UDP-xylosyltransferase activity.
CGGCGGCCGAGGCCGCCCCCGUGUGCGUCCCCGCGGCGCUGAGCCCGUCCCUGGCUGCUGCUUGGUGGGACAGGGCGAGUGAAGCGAUGAGGGUUGCGUUUCCGUCUUCCAAAAGGAUAAAAUUUCACGGUGCUCCUUCAGGUGUAAGAAUUUGUCUGUAUCUUUCUGGAAUUCCUAUUGGAUGCUGCCCUCUGAUGUUUGUGGAAUGAACUGCUUUUGGGAAGCUGCUUUUAGAUAUGAUUAUAUGAAAACACAUCCUUCUGAGAAAAUGCAUCUAGCAGUGGUGGCCUGUGGUGAAAGACUGGAGGAGACUGUUACUAUGUUGAGAUCAGCCAUUAUUUUCAGCAUCAAACCUCUCCAUUUUCAUAUUUUUGCUGAGGACCAGUUGCAUGAGAGUUUCAAAGACAUACUUGAAGAAUUUCCCUAUGAAGGAAAAGUUAAUUACACAUUAUAUCCAAUAACAUUUCCAUCUGAGAGUGCAGCAGAAUGGAAGAAAUUAUUUAAACCAUGUGCUUCACAAAGACUAUUUUUGCCAUUAAUCCUCAAAAAUGUGGACUCACUACUGUAUGUUGAUACUGACAUCUUGUUUUUGAGGCCUGUUGAUGAUAUUUGGUCUUUUCUGGGAAAGUUCAACUCCACACAAAUUGCUGCAAUGGCACCAGAACAUGAAGAGCCUCGUAUUGGGUGGUAUAAUCGAUUUGCUAGACAUCCCUAUUACGGAGUAACUGGAAUUAAUUCUGGAGUCAUGCUAAUGAAUAUGACACGCAUAAGAAGAAAAUAUUUCAAGAAUGAUAUGACACCAGUCCGGUUACAAUGGGGAGAAAUUCUGAUGCCACUACUGAAGAAAUACAAGCUGAACAUAACAUGGGGUGAUCAGGAUCUAUUGAACAUUAUGUUUUUUCACAAUCCAGAAAGUCUUUAUGUCUUUCCUUGCCAAUGGAAUUACCGGCCUGACCAUUGUAUCUAUGGAAGCAAUUGUAAGGCAGCUGAAGAAGAAGGUAUAUUUAUUCUUCAUGGAAAUAGAGGUGUUUACCACGAUGAUAAACAACCAACUUUUAGAGCUGUCUAUGAAGCGAUAAAAAAUUAUUCAUUUGGAGAUGACUUGGUUCAUUCGCUGCUGCAGCCCCUAGAACGGGAAUUACAGAAAACCACACACACAUACUGUGGAAGAGUAUACAAAGUAUUCAUAAAGCAGCUAACAAAAAGCAUAAGAGACUUGUAUGCCAGAAGAUCAAAGGGAAGGUGAUUUUUGACUCCUAGCUGUUGCAUCAAGAGACUGAAUUAACAUAGGUGGUCAGAAGGUGCAAGAAUUCUAUUACAGCUUGAAUGGGCUUUUAAUGUGCCCAGAAAAAAGUUUACUAGCAUACAUAAAAAUGAAGUAAAUAUUCAUGUAAUGAAGAGCAAGAACUUUUUUCUGCAACGGUGACUUUCUGGUUUUUUGAAGUUUAAUCAGUGCUAAUGUUUGUCUCAUAUCUGAUGAUUUGGGUGUUACUGGCUUCUAUGGUCAGUAAUUUUACUCUGCAUAAUUCAGUUAUCUAAUGAUAAAUGAACAAGGAAGAAAUGAAGAUGGCUCUGUUUGGGAGUGUACCUCAUAUAUUGUCUAAAAUUCUGUUAAACUGUGAAUGUAGCAAUAACUGAGUCAGCAGCACUAACCUCACUUUAAAGGUGUGAGCCUUUAUGUAAACAAAGUUGUUUACAAGUGCAGAAAAUACUCUCUUGUCAAAGAAAUGUGUUUUAAUCAUUGACAAUCUGUAUGUGCCUUUAUAUGUUCAUCUCUUACAUGUUGAAGUACUGUUUUGACAAUCUUGUUUUGUUUAUCUCAGAUGUAAACUGCACACUAUAAAUACGAUUUUCUGAGAAAUUAAUGACUAGUAUGUGAUACUAGCUUUCUCUGUUAGUAAAUACAGAGACGUUAUAUUAAAAAUAAUUUGUUUCAACAUUUUAGAGCCAUUAGCACCAAAAGGUAGAGCAGAACUGAGGGGGUUUAAGUAAAAAUCCAGUUUGAAGUUGCUUGUCAUACAACACUUCAAAAAAAUUUCAUGGUUUUGCAGCUUUAUACUAUAGGGCAUUUUGAAAAUAGAAAAAAAGCCCAGUGGUGGAAAGGUGUUGCUGUUGUAUUUCCAUACUAGGAAUUAUUACCUGAUGAUUGUUAUAGAGUAUGUAGUACCUAAAAGUGAAUACUGUAGUAAGAGUUCUGAUAUUCAGACUGUGUAGUAGAUGGGGUUUUUUUUAGAGACUGUUUCCUGUUAUAACAUCUUUUUUUAAUAAAUGGCUUUAAAAUAGUUUUGGGGCAGACCCUCAACUACAUGAACGCAUUACUGUCAAUAGGGUGAUAGUGAUUUGCAACAGGAAAGGAUUAGAUUUCCUCCAAUUAUCUUAGUGAAAAAAAAAUAAAAACUUCUGUUUAAGUAAUAAAAACUUUUUCUCCAGAGAAAACCAUGAAGAAAAGGGCUGAAUUCUAGUGUUACAGUAAAAUAUUUAAACUUGCAUGGUAUGAAAUGUAUUUGUAAAACAUAUAUGAACUUAGAUAACCUGUCUAAGUGAGGAAGUCUUCAUAAAGUGAGCUUUUGGAUUCCAGGACAGUUCCUGUGUGUUGAACAUGGAGGAUCCACUCACUGACUUGCACCUUCAUCCCAACCCCAUUUUAGAAGCUUAGUUUUUGUACCUGUUUUCUUGUUAAAUAUAGACUGGCUCUGACUUCCAGAUCCAUGUGAGUUGGACAAAUGCAUUAGCAGUACAAGAACACACUCCACUGUCAGCAGAAUUUGUAUCCUGCUUCUAAUUUCCCUGCGGGCUCAGGGUAUAAAUUUUUGGGAUGGAAUCUAGGAAGCAGUCUGCCUCUCAUGUAGGUCUCUUCUCCUUGCUGUGUAACCUUUUGAAGCCUGAAAAUGUAGAAAUCUCUGUGAAAGUGAAUACUGUAACUGACUGAUUUUACAAUAUGCAGUGCAUUAUUUUUUUACAUAAAUACUGAUUUUUGUAUCAAUUUGUCUUCAGCUUUUCUUUUUACUUGUACUAUGUGUUUAUAUUUAAAAAAAUCUUUCGACUUGUUUUUAUGUUUGUCUUUUAUAGAAACUUUCAGUUUUGAAUUUAUUUUUAGUGUUUUGCAGACAUGUCAAGAUACUCUUAAAACCCAAUGGACCAUUAAGAAAAAAAGGGUAAUGUGGACCUUAGCAGCAAUCUUUCCACUUAAAUUUCAAAUUUUAUGGGGCAGUAGAACAAAAAGAAUUAAUAUUGAUGCUUAUUGUAGCACAAAAAUUCUUACGUUGUGCUUAUAACUAGAAAUAUUUACUUACCAUAUUACAAAUAGCAAAAUAUGGCCUUAUGCCAUAGGUUUUGAUUAAUUUUUUAAAUAGAAAUGAAAACUGCUCAUCUCAGUUCACCUCAAGGUAACACUCAUGAACACUUUAGAAAAAUUUUUAAAAAAGCAAGAAGCUUCUAUUAAGUAAUUUUGCAGAGUAUUUGUCUGUUUCAAUACAUUUUUAGUUCUCUAAUCCCUGUGUUUUAAAUUUAGGCAAACAACCUCCCUUUACAAACAAAAACCAAGAUAUGGUAUGUAAGGAAAACAUUUAGAGACACUAAAAAGACUGGGAAUCCAGAUAACGUGAUAGAAACCAGUUAUGCUCCCAAACAUUUGGAUACCCGAUUUGUAGGUUAGAUGCUUAGAAGUGUAGAGCUUACAUCUAGCUUGGGAAUUCUUAUUGCUCUCUAGUUGUACAAACACUGCAUUUUCUACAAACAUAGUGAGUACUAAGAAAUUACAGACCUUUAGGAAUCAAAUUUUUAAUUAUUUGUUAUAAAGUUAUUGUAAAGUGUGAAGUUUGAUAGAAAAAUGCAAACAUCAGGAAAUAUACAUUCAGUUUAACUGAAGAUAAAUCUGUCUCCCUCAUGCUUGAUUAGUCUCUAUGUCAUGGUACCAUUAUUCUGUCUCUUCUAAAGGGAUCACAGUCUCAUGGUAAAGAGAUCUGUGUGAAGAUGUUAAUAUCUUAUCUGGAUGAACUUCUGUCACUCUUUGUAGACAGUAUGAAAAGCAAGCUAUCCCUUCAUGGGACUGGAACAUCCUUGUGUGUGGUGCUUGUGCCACUGCCAGUUACUAAGGCUGCAUGAGCCUUAUGAACAUGUCUGUCCAGUUAUUUGUAGUUUUGCCAAAUUUUUUCUGUGCUGAUUUUUAUUGCCAGUUGCAUUGGUUUUGGUAACCUUUUGGUUUAAGCUUAGAAUGAUUAAGAAAACAGGUUUAGGGAGGGGGGGAAUAUUUUUUAUUAUUCUUAUUUUAAACAUAUUUUAAAAGAGUAUGGAGUUGCCUUGUGCUGGUUUUGACCUAAAUUUGUUCAAGUUGUAAACUUCUGGCAACCUGCUGAUUGGAAGACUGAGCUGUCAGUGUAUUUCUUGAUUUGUACCAGAUUUCUGUCCAUACCAGACAUACUCUGACCAUUCAGCCUUUCCACACUUCCACCUGUACACUUUACAUAACAUGAUGACUAAGAAGUCAGCUGUCCUUCUUUUCCUCCUCACAAAUCAUACUUCCUAUCUACACAACAUGAAAAGAAAGUAGCUACAAUCUAGUGGUGGAAGGAGGAUUUGGUCUGGGUCUGCUUGGAAGGUUUAGAGGCAGAACAUGCAAGAGCUGAAGGUGUAUUGUGUUAGCUGUAUGUGCAUUCUUGGGCUCUUUUUUUAGUGGAAAUAACAAUGAAUUUCUGCUGCUUAUUAACUCACUUUUACGGCUGUCGUGGUGUUUCUGGCAGACCAAAUGGGGUGAAACUGAGCACUAACUUCUGCUUAUCUGUAGGAAAACACUAGACUUCUGGUUUCUUCUGCCUGGUUUAUAAAGAUGCCUCCAAAUGCAUAGGCAUAUGUAGAAUUUCUACUUCUUAGAAGGCUUAAGUUAUUUUUCAUUGUUUUCUGAUUCAAAUGGAAGGAUUUUCAACUAGCAAACAGGUUUAACAGUAACCAUUUAUUGGCAGUAUGGCUUUUUUUUUUUUUUACUUGACUAAGUGGAAUAUUCAUGUAUAAUUAAAAUGAAUGUAUAGGCUUUUUGUCCAGAUCUUUUUAGUAAAUUAUCAGCUUUGGAGUAGUAACUAUUUUAACAUUCUCUCUCAUAAUAUCUAAUGUGAUUAUGAUAGUUAUUGUGGCUUUCCUGCCCACUUUGCUAUUUUGUGAAUGGAUGGCAUUUGAAAUGCCCCCAGUGAUUUUUUGUGUUAAAAUAAGUUGCAGAGAACUGUAAUGUGAAUGUGUGACUUCUAUUUGCAGAAAGUGGAUUCUGCUGUAGCAGGGACAGUAGAAGCAGGAAGUAGUGGGAAGGUACUUCUCAUCACCAUGGAUCUUCUGAAAGAUCUUGUAUCUAUCUUAUGGCAUUUUUGCUGUCAGUCUGAGCAUUUUUCUAUGCACAGGAACGUAGAAGUGAUUUUUCUGUUUUAUUUCUCAUCUCUUUGAAUAUCUUCUGUUUCUUUUUUGGAAGUUCAGUUUUGUCCAGCUGCAUUUUUCUGUAUAUUUGAGAGGAAUAACUGAAAUUCCUACAGAGUUUUGCACAAAUAACAGCUAAGUUAUUUACUCAAGUUGUCCAAGUGGGCAAAGCAUGAAGCCAGCGAGUAAAAAAAUAACUAAACAUGAGUGUAUGCACCACAGGAAAACAAAAAAUGUUUGAUCUUUUUAACACUACAGAGAAACAUUUGACAACAUGCUCUCUGUAUUCAACUGCCAAAUCUUAAGUAAUGCAGGAUAAUUUCCUAUAGAAAUGCAGGUUACCUCACAGUUGCAUUUUAGUCCUAGUAGAGUAUUCAAAACUAUUACUCAGGUUUCAAAACAGAAGAUGUUUACAGAAGUAAUAGUGAAUUUUCCACUUCAGGAAGUGAGGAGGAAAUCUCAUUUUAAAGUAGUUCUCAAAAUCCCUCUCUUUGUAACCAUUUAGUGGAUCUAUAUAAGAGCAGCUUGUCCUGCAAACUUGUCAUGAAAUUUAAGAUAUGUUGGUCUCCUAUCUUUUUUCAAGCCUUCGUAGGCCUAUUAAAAAUUUAAGUUUCUUGAAGGAAUAUUGAGUAAUUGGAAAUUCUUAUGUUAAAAUUCAGUUGUGUCUCUUCAGUUUUGUGGUUGCUUUAUGCACAGCUGCAGUCAAUUCUUGAGAGAGUCCUCAUUUAAACUUAUGAAUGUGCAUCUUCCUGUAUAUUUGCUUGCAAAUUUCUGCAAGGCUUCUUUAUGCUCCCUUCUGCCUUUUCCCUGCACUGCUUUUAAAAGAUAAUCACUAAGCUCUUCAUUCAUUUGAAUGCUUAUAAAAAUUGCAGGAGGUAUUAUUAGAGGUCUCUUUGCAGAAAUCUGUAAUUAAAGGAGGACCUGUAUUCCUGCUGUGGUUGGGGUUUAUUUUUUCUUUUUCUUCAGACUGCUAUUUGAUGAUGUUCAGGUAGGAGGAAGUUUGCAGCCAUUACUAAAGUCAUUAUGUUGUUUGAGUGAUCAUCUGGUAGUUUCUUCCCUGAAUGUCUACAAAAAUGUCAUGUGGAUUUUAAAUGCUUCUCCUAUAUCUGGGUGCCACCUUAGUUGCACAAACUAAGGACCCAGUCUAUUCCCACUUACAGGUCAUAAAAUCAUAGAAUGUAAGUUGGAAGGGACCUUAAAGCUCAUCUAGUUCCAACCCCUUCUCCUGGACAGGGACACCUCCCACUGCACCAGGUUGUUCAAAGCCACAUAUAGCCUGGCCUUGAACAUAUCCAGGGAUGGGGCAUCUACAACUGCUCUGGGCAUGUUCCAGCAUGUCACCAUCUUCACAGUAAAGAAUUCUUUCUGUUAUACCUAAUCUAAACCUUCCCUCUUCCAGUUUAAAGCCAUUCCCUUAUCCUGUCACUAAAGCCUUUGUAAAUAGUCCCUCUCUUGUAGGCCCCUUCAGGUACUGGCAGGCUGCUCUAAGGUGUCCAUUUUUUAUUUAAUUUCCUUGUUUUAGUUUCGAGCUAAUCCAUAGGAAUAAAAUAGAGGGAUAACAAGGAAUGCACAAUUUUUCACAACAGGAGAUAGAUAACUACAGAUUUCUGAGAUAUAGUUAACAAUUUUGAAAUAGUUCUCUAUCCUUGAAUCUAAUUUCUGAUUUGGUGGAUGUGAGGAUUAGUGUCCUGUGUUCAUCAAAUGAUUGGACUUUUCCCUGUGUCAACCCCUUAUGUGGAGGGAUGAGCAGAUAAUUCUUAAAAGACUGAUUCCUUGUUUACUGUGAAUUUCAAGGAAAAGAACUAUAACUUGUCACUGUAGAUCCUUAGUAUCAUCCUAUCUAAACUCUCUGAAAUAGGAAUAACUGCUCCCUUGCUGCUGUACUGUUGUAUUGGUUUUAUUUGUUUCUUAAUGGCCAUGCUAAAAGGGGAGGAGAAAUGAUGCAGUUAUUUGCAUCUCCUUGUUGGUUCCUGGCCUGUUGUCUUUGAAUUGCACAUAACCUUAAAAACCAACAACUAAACCCAAUGUCAAAAUCUGGGUCAAAGCCAGAGAUGAGCACUUUGACACCCUCAUUUAGGAACAUGGGUUGUGGGCCAUACUCAUAGAUUAGACAACAGGACAGUUUCCUUGUUCUGUUUUACCAAAACAUAUCUACAAAAGCAGGACUUCUCAAGUCUGAUACACUUGUUGCUCUUUUAAGAAUGCCAAACUUCUAAAAUACAGGCAUGUUAUAUUCUGAAAGUGUGUUAGAAGCCUUUAAGCAUAAAGUCUGUAAGUGUUAUGACUACUUUUCAAGGUACCUGUUGAUAUUGAAAUAGUUGAUAGUGAUAUAGUCUCACUAUAGUGUUGAUAGUGAAAUAUUCUCACUCAAAUUCCCCUUCCCUCUUUUCCACAGAUAAUUUAUUGAUUUGUUUGUCUCCUUAGAGCAAAGGAAAAAUUUGGGAGUUUGCUUUGAUAAAUGUUCGCUUGAAACCAAGCCAAAUUUUGCAAGGGGAGAAAAGCGAGUGUGAAGUUUGUUUGCUAGGGGUUGUUUCUGCGCUUCAGACGCCUCUAAGGCCACAGAGUGCAAACUUGGGGCUUACCUGUGCCUUUCUCACCACUUGGAGAAGUGCUGCUAGAUUGUGCUGUCUUUAAUUUUCUCAUUAUUGGCAUUGAACACUGAUAGCUAAAAAUGCUGUUUUGUGCCUUCCUAAGUGGCCUUUCUACUUUAUGAAGCUUGUGUUAAAUUAUUAAACUGAGAUGAGCAAUUUAUUAUAAUUUUCUACUACCUUCAUAUUCUGGGAGAUCACUUUCCCUCCUGUUCUUCCUUUGGGUCAUUUAAUAUCAUACCCUCAUUUUCAGAAUUAUAAUCUGGGUACAGCAGAUCCAUUUCUUCCUCUGUGUCUUAUGAAUGUUAAUGUUCUGCCAGUCAUUUCUGUACACAUUUUACUAGAGUAAUUCACAUUAAAUCAAUCUGUAAUAUUUAUAAGAAUAGCUUUGGAAUACAAAAGUAGAUGUAGAAGUUAUCCUAAAAUGCAGAUCUUUGUGGCUGAAUUAAGGAGUAUUUGGGGCAUGAUUUUUUUGGCUUCCAAGAAAAUUAAAGCCGCUAAAGAUUUAAGACUAGGAAAUCAAAUUUAGUUAAAGCUGGUGUUUUAGCCUUAUAAUGCUGACCUGACCUACUGUAUCUCACUGAACAGCUGGUGUGUAAGAAUUGCUGCUUGCCUAUUGGAUUUCAUGAAACUUCUGUCAAGUAUUCAAUGCAGUUCUGACUAGUCGCUGGUAUUGCUAUUUUUUAAAUGUUAAAAAAAUUUUCUAUGUUUUACUUUAUUCUUUUGAUUUACAUUUUUAUGCCAUGGAUAGUAUUAUUCAAGGUGAAUUUGAGCUGCAGAUCUAAGCCCAAGAAAUAAAAACCCCAA